Ictalurus furcatus (blue catfish) is the source of this 4111-nucleotide messenger RNA. It is a transcript of the gene gpcpd1, whose product is annotated as glycerophosphocholine phosphodiesterase 1. The record is from RefSeq and is a predicted model, not a curated record. Gene Ontology annotation, biological process: glycerophospholipid catabolic process. NCBI's taxonomy places the organism in Eukaryota, Metazoa, Chordata, Actinopteri, Siluriformes, Ictaluridae. The transcript is spliced from 23 exons. The coding region runs from base 351 to 2402 and encodes 683 amino acids. Gene Ontology annotation, molecular function: starch binding; glycerophosphocholine phosphodiesterase activity.
AAAGACUACUGUAUGGACUACAAUCCUAAACUGGAGAGGUUAACGCAUUUACAAAAUUAAACAUUUUAUGUCCUUUGAACAUAUCAAGUGUAUAGUUUAACUGUAGCUCACUACUGUUAAAUGAGAGUUUUGAGCCGCUCGCUGGCACGCGCACUGGGGCGUGGCUUAUUGACAGUGCAGCACGCUGCGACUUGAUCAUCAUUACACUAGUUGAAAACAUGGAGAAGUCUCAGUUCAGCUAGCAUCCGACUGGUGCUGACUUUGUAUAGUCUGCCUGUGAAUACCUGUGAAUCGUCCUUCUAAGGUCUUUCUUUCUGUCCUCUUCCUUUAACUGUACCUCAAUAGCAACCAUGGAGUGUAUUCAAGUGACGCUUACUGUUAGAGGAACUACAUCGCUUGGUGAAGUGAUAGCAGUAGUUGGAAGCUGCGAGACUCUCGGCAGUUGGUGUUAUCAGAAAGCUCUGCCCCUACAACCCGCAGAGGAGGAUAGCAAUCUAUGGAAAAGGACCAUCACAGUUUCAAAGGGAGUACAAAUCAGCUAUCGCUAUUUUAAGGGGUUCUUCCUGGAAUCAAAGUACCUUUUCAUAAGCGAAACACGUCAGCCUUGGUGGGAGGAGUGGUGCUACCAGAUGUCAACCAACAGUGACUGGGUGGCUGAGAGAGUGAAUGCAGUUGGUCCAUGUCAAGUCAUAGUCAAUAAUUGGGAGACCCAUCAGCAGCCUCGGUCAUUGAGUUACUCAGAAGUGGACCAUGAAAUUGAUGAUGGGCAGUUUGGAUUCUGUAACGGUGCUGAAUAUGUGGAUUCUGGCUGGUUAACGUGUCAGACAGAGAUCCGUCUACGUCUCCAUCACUCUGUUAAGCCACCAGUGUCCAUUACCAAGAAGGAAUUCAAGACAUCUCGCUUUAGAUUGAAAUUGAUGCUGGCGGGUAUUGAAGAGGAAGAUGAGGAGGAGAGCCCUUCGUCCAGGCACAAGAUGACUACCACACUAGAGAUUAGUAUGAUCAGUGAUGGUGGCUAUAAGUCCCGUCAUACCCAGCCAGAGUGUGGCUACGCCCUGGAGCCAGCGCAGUGGACUGAGUACAGUAUUCACACUAUGGAGCCUGACAACCUUGAGCUUGUGUUUGAGUUUUUUGAGGAGGACCUAAGUAAAAAAGUCGUUCAGGGUGACGUCCACCCAGGUCAUGUUGGCAUCGCCUGCCUCUUAUCAUCUUCCUUUCUGGAAAGUGGCAAGGAUAAUGGAGUGGUUACUCUCCCAAUCAUGAGCAGAAAUUCCAGGCAGACCAUUGGCAAAGUCAGAGUGGACUACCUGGUUAUUCGGCCUAUUCAAGGCUUUAUUUGUGACAUGAACCAGUGUUACACUAAGUACUGGAGAAAGGGGAGUGCUCUGGAUGUGGGCCACAGAGGAGCAGGGAGCACACAUGCUGCCAAACAUCACAAGAUCAGGGAAAACACAAUUGCCUCAUUUCUAAGUGCUGCUAAUCAUGGUGCUGCCUAUGUGGAGUUUGAUGUCCAUCUGUCCAAGGACUUGGUUCCAAUCGUGUACCAUGAUCUUACAUGCUGUAUUUCCACAAAGAAGAAAAAUGACAAGAAUUCUAUGGUGUUGUUUGAAGUUCCUGUGAAAGAUCUGACAUUUGAUCAGCUUCAGCUUCUUAAACUUGCCCACUCUACAGCUAUGAAGGUGCAUGAUCACAAAGAUUUACAGGAUGAAGAGGAGUAUGUAGAUGAACAUCAACCAUUUCCUUCACUUUCUCAGAUCUUUCAGACCGUUCCGGACUCUGUAGGAUUUAAUAUUGAGCUGAAGUGGAUAGCCCAGAUGAAGGAUGGCUCCUGGGAUGGAAACUUGUCCACUUACUUCAACAUGAACCAGUUCCUGGAUGUCAUCCUCACAUGUGUGCUCCAGAAUGCUGGAAAGAGAAGGAUUGUCUUCUCUUGCUUUGACCCUGAUGUGUGUGCGAUGGUGCGGCGGAAGCAGAACAAAUAUCCCAUCCUGUUCCUGACUCAGGGCGUGUCUAUGGUCUACCCUCAGCUGAUGGAUAUACGCUGUCAGACUACACAGAUUGCCAUGAGCUUUGCUCAGAGCGAGAACAUCCUGGGUAUCAGUGCUCACACUGAGGAUCUGCUACGCAACAUGGACUGCAUUACAGAAGCCCAGUCUAAAGGCCUGGUGGUCUUCUGCUGGGGAGAUGACAACAAUGAGCAUGAGAACAGGAAGUUGCUCAGGGAGAAAGGCAUCGAUGGCCUCAUUUAUGACAGAAUCUGUGAAGCCCAGAUUGAGCAGCCUAACAUCUUUAAAGUAGAAGAGAAAGUGUCUAUAAAAGAGGUGAUUCCUGAGGAGACGCUGAAGAGUUGUGCCUGCUCCACAUACAGUAUUUCCUGCACAGCUGUGCCUUGCUCAGUAUAAUCCACCCACGCACGGUGGCUUAGUGGUCAGCACGUUCGCCAGCACACCUCCAGGGUCAGGGGUUCGAUUCCCACCGUGGCCCAGCGUGUGUGUGGAGUUUGCAUGUUCUCCCUGUGCUGCGGGGGUUUCCUCCGGGUACUCCGGUUUCCUCCCCCAGUCCAAAGACAUGCAUGGUAGGCUGAUUGGCAUGUCUAAAGUGUCCGUAGUGUAUGAAUGUGUAUGUGAGUGUGUAUGUGAGUGUGCCCUGCGAUGGAUUGGCACCCUGUCCAGGGUGUACCCCGCCUUGUGCCCGAUGCUCCCUGGGAUAGGCUCCAGGUUUCCCCGUGACCCUGAAAAGGAUAAGUGGUAUAGAAGAUGGAUGGAUGGAUGGAUGGAUAAUUCCCCCCAUAACAGCUAUUGUUGCCAUACCUGAUUUUAUUCUCCAUAAGCUGCUUCAUUACUCUGUAUUUUAAAUAUUUAACAUUGUUUACUAGAACCUGCUGAGUGCCACAUUUUCAACUUGUACAGCUUACUAAAACUCUUUGUCCUUUUACAUAUUGCAGAAUUACUGUUAAACUUCAAAAUUAAGUGUGCAACAGUAGUAUACUGUAUAAAUCAAAUCAAAACUGUGAUUUGAAACGUUCAAGUAAAAAGAAUGCUGCACAUAAUGCACAAAGCAUGUCAAUGGGCAGAAGAAAAGUAGUAAGGCUAAUGUUGAUGAAUCCCAUAAACUAAAAGUAAACACUACGCUGCAAUUCUAUAUAUCUGCUGAAUGUUAGCAUGACUGUGUCUCCGUGCUGGAAGUGUUCUAUCUAAGUAGGGGCAUUAAAAAUUUCUCCCACUCUGCAGAGCAAUGGGGCUGUGCUCCAUGUGUCUUAAACAUGCUCAAAACACUGAGCUCACAGUGUGAUCGCACUUGGAAAUGAAUUUCAUCAUAAUAAUUUCUUAAAAUAAAGUUAUUUAAGAGAGGUUAUUUCUGUGUGUAGGGUUUUUUAGUGUUCAUAGGACUGUCUAUGCUGAAUUUUGGAAAUGUCUUACUUUUGGAGGCAUUGUAUUUUUCAUGCAUCAAUGAUCUGGUCCUAGCUGUUUUAUGUGUUUAUGCAAGGAAGUCAAGGAGCCCCAAUAAUUAACAGUGUUAUUUGAUUGUUUGCUACUGUGCAAGUUUAACUGCUUCUCCACCUGAACUGCAUCACACAGCUGGUACCCAGUGCAAACUGUACACACAAACCCACAAAUAUGAAGUGUUUUAUACAGUGCCCUCCAUUAAUAUUGGCACCCUUGAUAAAUAUGAGAAAAGAAGGCACUGAAAAUGUGUCUUUAUUGUUUUAGAAUUAUAUAAAUAUAGUUAUAUUUUACAAAUAUCUUUUUUUUUUGAUAAACUUGUGUUUUGUUUGCAAUUGUUUGAUAUCCAUGAGAACAGAGUGUUUUUGUGAAUUUUUAUGAACAAAAGAUCAAAAAGCUAAACAAUAAAGACAAUUGUUCACAGCCUUCUUUGCUCAUAUUUAACAAGGGUGCCAAUAUUAGAGCACUGUAUUUACAAAAGCUAACUUUGCUUUAAACCCCUUCACAGUUUUUGAGCCACAUAUUGAAAACUUGGGCAUGUGUGCACAUGCUUAAGUUGAUAUUUCCAUAUGGUCUUUGAAAACCAACCCAGCAACUCCUGGUUAUUUGCUGGAGUUCCUGAGAGUGAAUGCUUUAAGCAAAUAAAAACCUUUGCAGGAACAAGAUAA